Syzygium oleosum is the source of this 1073-nucleotide messenger RNA. RefSeq names its product small heat shock protein, chloroplastic-like. Gene Ontology annotation, biological process: response to heat. The record is from RefSeq and is a predicted model, not a curated record. Bases 1 to 756 code for a protein of 251 amino acids. The transcript has 2 exons. NCBI's taxonomy places the organism in Eukaryota, Viridiplantae, Streptophyta, Magnoliopsida, Myrtales, Myrtaceae.
AUGUCGCGGUCUCUGAGCACCCACCUCAUCAAGCCCACCGUCCUCCCUCUGCCGCUGUCAUUGGCGGCAGCAAACUCUCCUGCUUCGUAUCGUCGCCCCCUGCGCUCUCUCGCGUUCGCGCCGAUGAGAACCAGUUGCUGCGGAGGGAUCAGGGUCACGGCGGCGAACGGCAGCAGGGACAGCCUCGAUCACCUUCAGAGAGCCACCAACGGCAUGCGCCGGCCUCAGUCUCAUGUUCAGGCUCAGCCCCAGAGAAGAACCGCCCCAGUCGCUCCUAUUGGUUUAUGGGACAGGUUUCCAACAGCAAGGACGGUGCAACAGAUGAUGGAGACGAUGGAGAGGAUGAUGGAGGACCCGUUUGACUACUCGGGCACAUGGCCAUCGCCCCUGGCGAGCGGUGGCGACGGGUACAGCCGAGGGAGGACGCCAUGGGAGAUCAAAGAAGGCGAGAGCGAGUACAAGAUGAGGUUCGACAUGCCCGGGAUGACCAAGGAGGACGUGAGGGUGUGGGUUAAGGAGAAGAUGCUCGUGGUCAAGGCGGAGAAGUCGCCCAAAAGGACCGCAGAGAAUGCCGUGGCGGAGGAAGAGGGAGAGGAGUGGUCCGCGAAGAGCUAUGGGCGGUACAGCAGCCAGAUCGCAUUGCCCGAGAAUGUGGAGUUUGAGAAGAUCAGAGCAGAGGUGAGAGACGGAGUGUUGUACAUAACCAUACCCAAGGCAAAUUCUAGUGGCAAGAUUCUGGAUAUUAAUGUCCGGUGACUCUGAAUGUACUUGUUGUUUAGAAGAAGUUAAAAGUCGUAGGCCUUUCUUAUUGCCACUCCCUUUUAACUGUCUCUGAUCUGCAUAGAAGAUAACAGGCUGCUUCAUCCAAAUUCUUGUGCCUGUGAAAUAUAAUAUAGGCUUAGCAAAGUGCAGAAUCUGAGCUUGGUGGUGACUCAGUUCCAGUGCUGGGUGAUUUAGCUCAUGUGGUACCGGUAUUGAUAAUUUUGAUCUCGCUUAACAACUUGCAUUCAUACUUGUACUUAUACUGAAGAUAAUGAAAAGUAAUCUCUUCCUCGUGCGAGAGGGUUAGUCUA